AAUUAAGAAGAAGCGUCGUUUUCCAGACACCAUCACAGGCAGCAGUUGUUCGUGGCCUAAACCAAGAAAUACAUACGAAAAAGAUAUUUGGAUCUUCAUACUAGAGGAUAACUGAAUCCAACUGGGUUCAAAUUAAGGUUUGAAGACACUUUAAAGACAAUUAUUUCCAAACAAAGUCGUCCCGUUCAACCAUUUGAGGUGCACGAAGAAAAAAAAAAAACACAUCAAGAUCUAGCCAUGUCUCGCAGAAGAAGCCGCAGCUCAUCACCGGUGCGAUUUUCACGCACCUGCAACAGUAAAGAUCCCAAGGAUUUGAAGAGAAGAAUUUUUGUUGGGAAUUUGCCAACAUCUGACAUGACAAACAAGGAUUUGGAAGAGCUUUUCGCUCCAUAUGGGAAGAUAGUCGGCGUGUCCUUGUUACGAGGUUAUGGAUUUGUUCAAUUUGAGCGCCUUGAGGAUGCUGAAUCUGCGAGAACAGCUCAAAAAGGCCGAAUUUAUAAAGGGUACAAACUAGAUGUAAAUAUGGCAGUGGAGCGACGACAAGCUAAACCUCAUUCCGAGCAGAGCCCUCCUCGAAGGCUCCAAUUUGACAAAGAUGGCAGGCCUCGAUCGCGUUCACCUGUCUAUGGGCGCGACUCAAGGGAGCCUCGGGACCUUCGUGAUGGGAGGGACUCUGCCAGGGAGCCCAGGCCAGGCAGCCUCUCUCGCGACCCUGAAUAUCGGAUCCGCUCCCAUAGCAGAGACAAAGACGGCAGGGCUGAUUCCAGGGAUCCUGCUUUUAGCAGAGAUGAUUAUGACCGAUACUACCGCAGUAGCAGUGCUGCAGAAGAAUAUUACAGAAGAAAGGAAGAAUCCUUUAGGGACCCUUAUUUGGACCCCUGGAAUGGACGUCGUGAGGCUGUAGUAGAUGAUCGCAUUCGGCCAGAGGAGCGACGACGUAAUGAGCUGUAUCGACAUUACUUCGAAGAACUCCAACGGCGCUACGAUGCAGACCGCCCUGUCGACUGCUCUGUGAUUGUUGUAAACAAGGCUCAGAAUAGGGAGUAUGCAGAGACGGUGGGACGGAAAAUCCGUGAUCUGGGAAUGGUUGUGGAUCUAAUCUUCCUGAACACAGAGGUUUCUCUCACCCAGGCUCUAGAGGACGUAGGCCAAGCCAGAACUCCCUUCGCCAUCAUCAUUACUCAGCAGCAUCAGAUGCACCGAUCUUGCACUGUGAACAUCCUGUUUGGUACACCUCAAGAACAUCGGAACAUGCCAAUGCAAGAUGCUAUGGUACUGGUCGCCCACAACUACGACACCUACAAAGUGGAGAACCGUGACAAAGAACGAGAGGAAAUUGCGAGAAAGGCUGCCAAGAUGGCGGAUGAUGUGUUACUGCGGGAACCUGACAGAGAGGGCCAUCCCAUUUCAGUGCUCACUUCCAUCACACUGCUUUCUGAAAACAGAUUUUUAACCCCAGAGGAGUUGGACACGCUCAUUGUCUACCUGAAGGAUAAGAGAGCCCGUCUUGUAAGAACUCCAAAAGAUCCUCUUACAGCAGCUCAUCCAUCUUCUGCAGUGUCGCAUCAUGAUGUUCUACCACCAGCUGCAGGAUCUGCUUCAUCUUCACUCCCCACUUCCCAGCCAAGCCACCUGGCGGCCGGUCCCAGCGCCUCGUCAAACCCGAGUCAUCAGCAGGAGCUGCAGGCUAAAAUCCUUAGCCUGUUUAACAGCACCUCCAACCCCAUGUCAGGACCCUCUGGCAUUUCUCAGAGUGUCUCUCAGUCACAUUCUUAUGGCUCUCUUGGCCCUUCCCCAAAUCCAUCCCGUCCACCAAUGCCUUCAGGGGGAUCCCAGGGUUACGGUAUCCCACUGGGGCGCUUACCCCCUGCCAGUGCUGCUCAGAGACCCCCUGCAUCCACCUCUGGUAUCAAUUUUGACAACCCCAGUGUCCAGAAAGCUUUGGACACUCUGAUUCAGAGUGGACCGUCUCUGAAAACCCUGGUGGGGCCUAGUUCUGCUCAGCAGCCCCCUCCACGACCAGCUCCUAGCAUGAGCCAAGGCCCCCCCAUGUCCAUGUAUCCUCGUCAUUAUUGAGAAGCAGUACGAGUUAAAUGAUCGGUUAGAGGCUAAUAUACUGCAACCAUUUCUGUGAUAGAUUCUCUUGUGAUGUGUUGGUAAUCCCAGAGGAUGUUUUGUAAAGGUUUUAUAUUCGUCCUUGAUUUUGUGUUGUUAAAUUUGGAUGCUUACGUUAGAUCAAAUACUCUUCAGUUUGCCUGAAAUAUUUUACUGAAACUUUUACUGCGUGUGGUUGAAAAACAAGUUAUAAAAAUAUGUUUCUGUUUGUGGUUGAGAUGGUUUUCUGCCCUGACCUGAGGAUAUUUUAUAGCUUUGGAUUGUGCUGAUUAAUGUGUACUUUUGUUUUCAGUGUCAAAACAACAAGAUUAAAAACUUGAGGCACA
This is a messenger RNA of Cyprinodon variegatus (sheepshead minnow), 2441 nucleotides long. It is a transcript of the gene ncoa5, whose product is annotated as nuclear receptor coactivator 5-like. Gene Ontology annotation, molecular function: RNA binding. The record is from RefSeq and is a predicted model, not a curated record. Gene Ontology annotation, biological process: regulation of signal transduction. The transcript is spliced from 12 exons. Lineage: Eukaryota; Metazoa; Chordata; Actinopteri; Cyprinodontiformes; Cyprinodontidae. Gene Ontology annotation, cellular component: nucleoplasm. Bases 238 to 2076 code for a protein of 612 amino acids.